UUUCAGAACCGGCAUCAUGAUUAACCACCCCUCUCCCAGUUCAAUGGACACGUUUCAAUUUAAUUAUCAGUAUCUGACGCUGCUGUGCACCGUCGUAUCGAUUCUGCAAGGUAACUAAUCUGGAAUUGAAACUACUAAUCCAGCGCAAACGAAUCCAUUCCGGAUGGAUGCAGACGGUGCGUAACAUUCGUACUUUUUGUAUUUCGCAAAGCUUAGCCGUCGUGGCACAAAGCCGCCAGCUGCCGAAAGGUGGUGGCGGGACGUAUCGCAUUAUCAACGGGACCCAGUCAGCCAUCACCGAGUUUCCGUAUCUGGUGUCGAUCCAGCGGAGGACGAGCAUAUCCAAGGAUCACAUCUGUGGCGGAGCAUUCAUCAACUCGGACUGGAUCCUGACGGCGGCCCACUGCCUGGCCGAUGAAACACCAGAGACCGUAAUUAUCCGUGCCGAGACAUCGUUCCACGAGCGCGGUGGGACACUGCUGAGGGUUGGUCAACUUAUCGUACACGAAAAGUUCAACGGCAGCGCCAGCAAGGACUACGACUAUGGGUUAAUUAAAUUGCGUAAAACUUUCCGCCGAGCCGUUCCGGCAAAGCUAAAGAAUGGUCCACGGCGGUUCCGGCCGGGUGAGCGCUGCACGGUCAUGGGUUGGGGCCAAACUGCCACUACAAGUAUCAGCAAACGAGUUCUGAAAGCUACAGUACCAAUUGUGGCCCAGCGUAUCUGUCAGAAAGCGUACCAGGACACGGAGGACGAGGUCACCAGCCGGAUGUUGUGCGCAGGCUAUCCGAACGGAGGAACGGAUGCGUGUGAGGGUGACUCUGGCGGACCACUUGUUUGCCGCCGGAAGUUGACUGGAAUCAUUUCCUGGGCCGAGGGAUGUGCUGAAUCGAAUUACUAUGGCGUGUAUAGUUAUGUGACGCCGAUGCGGGCCUGGAUACGGAACUACACUGGGGUGUGA
Molecule: messenger RNA, 959 nt
Organism: Culex pipiens pallens (northern house mosquito)
Lineage: Eukaryota; Metazoa; Arthropoda; Insecta; Diptera; Culicidae
Product: trypsin-1-like
Exons: 3
Coding region: 168-959 (263 amino acids)
Biological process (GO): proteolysis
Molecular function (GO): serine-type endopeptidase activity
Source: RefSeq, a predicted model, not a curated record